AUGGCUUCCGCACCAGAUGCUGCGACUGAGCGGCAUCCUCUUUCUGAUGAUUCGAACGGAAGCUCAUACCAAAACAAGACUUCCAAUGAGACAUCAAAGAAAGGUGAAGAACAAACAACACCUGAAUCCUCCGACCAUCAACCAGAAACGAGAGCGGUGACGGGAUGGAGAUGGAUUCUAGUCUGUUUCGGCCUCUACUGUGCUAUCUUCCUAUACGGGCUCGAUAAUACAAUCGCGGCAGAUAUCCAAAGUGCUGUUUUGGACACUUACGGAGAGGUAGGGCAGUUUGCUUGGAUCGGAACUGGCUUCCCCUUGGGAUCUGUCGCCACGAUCUUGCUUUUUGGAAAAGCCUACGGGAUGUUUGACGUCAAAUGGGUUCAUCUUGGAAGUAUUGUCGUGUUCUGCGUCGGUAGUGCUGUUUGUGGUGCCGCUCCGAACAUGAACGCCCUCAUUGUUGGACGAGUCAUUGCUGGUGUCGGUGGUGCUGGAUUAUACCUCGGCAUGUUGAACCUUAUCGCCAUCAAUACCCUGGAAAACGAACGACCUGCUUACAUGGGUGGCACUGGUGUGAUCUGGGGAGCUGGAACAAUCCUGGGACCUGUCAUUGGAGGUGCGUUUGCCGAUUCGAGUGCCACAUGGAGAUGGGCUUUUUACAUCAAUCUCGUCAUCUUUGGUGUUUUAUCGCCAGGUCUCCUUUCUAUCCCAAGCUUUAACCCUCAACCAAAUGUUUCGACACUCACAAAACUGAAGGAGCUUGACUGGGUCGGAGUAACUCUCAUUGCAGGACUAUACUCCUCGUUCGUCAUUGCACUCACAUUCGGAGGUGUCUCGUGGGAAUGGAGUGAUGGACGGACAAUUGCAACCUUGGUUGUUUGUGGUGUCAUCCUUCUCCUCUUCAUGGCCCAGCAGUACUUCGCGAUCCUCACCACUCCCGAGCGUCGGUUGUUCCCAAUCCAGUUCAUCACUUCUCGGACCAUGGUCAUAUUGCACAUGUGCACGGCAUGCGGAUCAACUGCUAUGUUCGUCGUCAUUUACUACAUUCCUCUCAUGUUCCAGUUCUCGCAUGGUGACAACGGAAUUGAAUCCGCAGUACGACUGUUGCCAUUUAUAAUCGUACUCAGCGUUUUCAUUAUGGGAUCUGGUCAAUUCUUGGGAUUCCUGGGAUACUACAUCGCCCUUUACCUCAUUGGUGGAGCAUUCCUACUCGUCGGUGCCUCACUCAUGUACACCGUCAAAGCCGGUACCACCGUUGGCGCCAUCUACGGCUUCUCAGUCUUGAUCGCCAUCGGCGCUGGAUUGAUCGCCCAGAUAGGCUACAGUGUGGCACCAUCCAAGGUCCCACCACAAGACAUGGCAGCAUCAAUCGGGUUUAUCAACGUCGCUCAAAUCGGAGGUUUGGUCAUCGCCCUUGCUAUCUCUGGCACUGUAUUCCAGAACGUCACUAUCAACCAUUUGAGCAAGCUUCUUACUCCUUUGGGAUUCUCCAUGGACCAGAUCAAAGGUGCUGUCGCAGGUUCUCAGAGCACUUUGUUCAACAGUUUGUCAAGUGAUGUUCGAGGCCAGGCAAUUGAGCUCAUUGUUGACUCUAUUAGUCACAUUUAUGCUCUGGUGAUUGCUGCAGGAGCAUUAUGUUUUCUGAUGGGGGCUCUCUUGAAGAGAGAAAGACUAUUUGGAGCCACGGCCGUUGCAGCUGCUUAA
Talaromyces marneffei is the source of this 1698-nucleotide messenger RNA. RefSeq lists its product as uncharacterized. The transcript has 3 exons. Bases 1 to 1698 code for a protein of 565 amino acids. NCBI's taxonomy places the organism in Eukaryota, Fungi, Ascomycota, Eurotiomycetes, Eurotiales, Trichocomaceae. Gene Ontology annotation, molecular function: transmembrane transporter activity. The record is from RefSeq and is a predicted model, not a curated record. Gene Ontology annotation, biological process: transmembrane transport.